UUUAAGCAUCUGCCGGUGAUUUGAGGCAGCCGUGUACAGAAUAUACACACAUUUUGUAAAUCAUUCUUUUGUCGAAAACAAGUGAAGUGUUGAAAACAAUAGGCCAAAAUGAGUGGCGGUACUAUGUUGUAUGGCGGAGAUGAGAUUGGUGCCUUAGUUUUCGAUCCAGGGCACCAUUCGUUACGUGUGGGCUAUGCCCAGGAGGAUUCGCCCAAAGCUGAAAUACCUUCUGUUGUCGGGAUUGGAACCAGCGCGCCAGACACCAAUCUUGAUCCAGAGACAAAGACAGACAACAAUGUGACGCCAAGCAACACCGACGCACGCAAGUUCUAUGUGGACACAAACUAUGUGAAUGUUCCACGGUCGCAGAUGGAGGUGCAGACUUACAUGAAGGACGGCAUGAUUGACAAUUGGGAGCUGUUUGAGAAGGUCAUCGACUAUGCAUACGCAAAUGUCAUACAAUCGGAGCCGGAGUAUCAUCCGGUGCUCUUCUCAGAGGCAUCGUGGAAUGUGCGAAACAAUCGCGAAAAGCUAACCGAGCUCAUGUUCGAGAAGUACAAUGUGCCAGCAUUCUUUUUGGUCAAAAACGCUGUGCUAGCUGCGUUCUCCAGCGGACGUGCCACGGCUCUUGUGGUAGAUAGCGGGGCAACGCACACCUCUGCAGUGCCUGUGCACGAGGGCUAUGUGCUUUCCCAGGCAGUGGUCAAGUCGCCACUUGGCGGAGAUUUCCUCUCCAGACAGUGCAGGCAACAUCUGGAAAAACAUGGCAUCGACUUAUCGCCAGUGUAUAGAAUUGCCUCCAAGGAUGUGGUGAAGGAACGCGAUAAUGCACGAUUCACGCUGCGCAAGCUACCCGAGAAUCUCACACAAUCGUGGCAAAACUAUAUGCAGCAGCUUUUGAUGCAGGACUUUCAGAUGAAUGUGCUGCAGGUGCUAGAGAAUCCCUACGACGAGCGCGUCGCCUCACAAAUACCUAUGGUACACUAUGAGUUCCCCAACGGCUAUCAUCAAGAUUUUGGUUCCGAGCGUUUCAAGAUUGCCGAAAGCCUCUUUGACAAUGCCAUGCUUGGAGCAGGACAACUCGCGUCCACAAGCGUGGGAAUGUGCGACGCUGAUGUGCGCUUGUCUCUCUUUGGUUCGGUUGUAGUUACAGGUGGCAAUACACUGCUGCAAGGUUUCCCCGAACGCCUCAAUCGGGAUCUGCAAUUGCGGGCACCGUCGAACACUCGCUUGAAAAUGAUUUCAGCCAACGGAAGCGUGGAGCGAAGGUUUGGAGCUUGGAUUGGUGGCUCCAUACUAGCAAGUAUUGGCACAUUCCAGCAAAUGUGGAUAUCAUCGCAGGAAUAUGAAGAGGCUGGCAAGAGUCAAGUGGAACGCAAAUGCCCAUGAAUGAUGUUUUUAAACCAGAACCAGAACGAAUUCCAAUUAUAAUUGUAAAGACAAUGAUUCAAUGAUAAUUUUUUAAGUCUACUAUUUAUUGUGCGCCUAAUUCCACGAUUUGAUUUGUCCACUCAACGAUAAACACAUAACCAGGUUUAUAAAUGCGCUCUUAUAAAUAC
Drosophila innubila is the source of this 1559-nucleotide messenger RNA. RefSeq names its product actin-like protein 6B (gene Bap55). Gene Ontology annotation, molecular function: chromatin binding. Gene Ontology annotation, cellular component: SWI/SNF complex; NuA4 histone acetyltransferase complex. The coding region runs from base 109 to 1389 and encodes 426 amino acids. NCBI's taxonomy places the organism in Eukaryota, Metazoa, Arthropoda, Insecta, Diptera, Drosophilidae. Gene Ontology annotation, biological process: regulation of transcription by RNA polymerase II; nervous system development. The record is from RefSeq and is a predicted model, not a curated record. The transcript has 3 exons.